CUUUCUUCUGCCUUUCAACACCCAUGAUCUUGACUAUCAAGCAAUAGUGAUUAUUCUAUCAUGGCCGUCAAAGGUCUGCUGUUCAUUCGUUGCCGGGGUAGGUACUUUGCGUACUCUAACCGGUGGGACAGUUAUCCGGAAGGUCUGGGCAUAGAGAUGGUCGACACUAUCCCUGAAGAUCCUGUCCAGUACCAAGCUCUUCGCUCCACUUUUUCGCGUCUCGUCCACCAAUUCGAAACACAAUGCCUCCCGGUCGCCAUCCAAUCCAUCGACGAGGACUCGAACGCCUCCCUCACUGAGCGCUACGAGAUGAGCUACUUGGCCCUCGACGACCGGCUUAAAUCGCCGCCUUUACAGCUAAUGCCCCCGGAAUGGCGGAGCGGAGAUCAUGAAUGGGUUUACACCCUCGACUUGGACAAGGAGAUCUUCAGCAUCGACAAUGCCGUUCAUCUCCGGCUCUCCAGCAUCGCCAGCGACCGGAAUUGGACCAUGUACCUCGUGGUUGCGCCAGAGUCCUUCUAUCUCCCUCAAGAUAUCCCCUUCCUUCGGGAAUCCUUCCUGGGCUCAGCAUUUUCAAGAUUGCAGGAGCACUAUCGCGAUCUACUGGACGGGAGCUAUCUUGAAUGGAGCCCCACAGACUUUCCCUUCAGAGAAAUAGCAUAUGCUAUCGUGUCUCUGGCCACGGGUGCUGUAUCGUUUGCAAGUAUCAGCUCCUUGGAUGCCAACCACAAGAAGGAAGGGUAUUACCUUGUUCAUGGUGAAAAAUCUUCAUGCUCUGGGUUUCCGAGCCUCCGACCAACCCUGCUGCCCCGAUUUUUGCACGAGUCACACUAUCCCGGGGUGCGGGCCGGGUCAGCUCCCCGGCAAACAACGUAUUGGUUGGAUAGUGUCUUGGUCCACUUGGUCUCGGGCCUAGAUCGCGUCGACAUAGAAGAAGCCGCGAUUGCCGAAGCCGUGGAAGCCGGACUCGAAGAGGGGCGAAAAUCAUUCUAUGCAAUCGUCUUCUCGAUUUUGGAUGUAAUCCUGCUGCGUGUCCAGAGGAAAUCAUGCCUGACCGUUCUUGUGGAGAGAAGUCCACUUAUGACAUUGUUCAAAUUUGAUGACACCAAUUCUUCAUUCGCAAGAGGGCCUCGGAACAGAUCGCCUCGCAACUUUGGGAACGUCAAGGAAUCUAAAGAUGGCACCAGAUCUCAUAGGAAUCUUGGGGCCGAUGACCUUACCCAACCCAACAGUCAUGACCGUCAACUGGACGAUGACGCUAACAAGUCACUGACAAUGCGCCUUGCCGGGAAGAUGAAGUAUUCCAUUGUCUUUGUGACACUAUUACGUUUCUUCGACGCAGCCACGUAUCAUGAUCUGGAAGGUGCCGUGUCCCAUGUAUUGCCGAACGAGACCCUGGCGACUGUGAUGCAGUUCACCGAUACUCAAACGUAUCGCACGCUCAGCAAACUGUCAGCUUAUUGCCGCAAGACCAGUCUGUCCGAGUUUCGGCUGAAUGACCAUUGUAUCAUCGUUGACUUUGAUCUCCACAGUACCUCCUACACCAUGGUGGACAAGCGCACGGGAACGCAGAGCACUACUCGACUCUGUCGUGGGAGUCCCACGCGAGGAUGCAAGGAAUUAGUACUGUCCCCGAUCAUCGGAAUCGAGAACCCCUCAAGGCGCAGUAUCAUCGAUUCUGUGCAGUGGCACUUUGUGAACGUCCCUAGCAGGGAAGCACCUUACAAAAAAACCAUUGCAAUGCCGCACAGAGCGGCGUAUGACCGAUUGGCGUACCCAGGCUUCGCUCCCUCCACCAACUUCGACAUGCUCUUCCAUCUUCCCGACCAUCUAUAUGUUGGGUCCGUCGAGGAGGGCUGGGACCGAUACCUCAAGAAGUUAAUUCGAAGAUAUCAGGAUGAGGAGGACAGCCCCGGCUCCAGUUUUGAUACGGGGCUGUUCGACUGUGUCCGCCCACCCGGAUACCGUGAGAUCACUAUGGACGCCCUCCGCUGUAGUGGCUUCCACUGUUUCCUGCGCCGCGCCCGGGACGAGAGUGUCGACGAAUGGAUGGCCACCACGCAGUUCGCCCUGCGUCGUCUGCAUAUCCGCGAAGGCUGGGGCGGCGGAUAUGAUGCUGCGGAGAGAUUCCCCCUUCCCGGGCGGCCCGUCGUGGUCGCCUUCUCCGCCCGUGUCGGGCUCUUCUAUUAUGUGCAUCAUCGCCACGAGAAGCCCAAAGUACCGCCGGGGAUAGGGUAUCAUAGCCUCGAGAUAGCGGAGAGAUGCACCGAUCCUGACCUGCAGCGCCGCCUUGUUCCGCUGAUUCCCGGGGUGAUCGACUUGAGAAAUUACUCGUCCCGUGUCGAGUUUGAGAGCUGGUUUGAGCGGUUCUGCCAUGGCGUCGGGGAGAAAACGGUGUAUGAUCCGUUCACUGACCAACAGCAAUUUUUGACUCGUGUGCCGGAGCCGCAACCUCAUCUAAGUAAACAGCCUAUGACCAGUACGGAGCCUGUUGGGAGCGAUGUGGUAUAUGAUUUGCCUUCUAUGUAUAGGUCUUUAGGGUAGCUGGGGAGGCUACUGCUGUUGCUGUUGGGAUACGUAAGGGGGUUCGGGCGAUUUAGUGCUGACUGGACAGAGGAUGAACUAGUAGCACGCUGAGUCAUUGGCUUCGUAGACUGAACAGGGCUAUCAGACAUAUAGGGAAGCGAGUAUUGACAUGAGCUGAGAGAUAUAGUAACUAGAUUCUCUCUGAACCACGAUCAGAAUUCUCGUUACCUUCAAAAGCUUCUUCUGUCAUUUCCGUGCCAGCUCCCGGUGAGAAGCCGGGUGAUAU
Messenger RNA from Aspergillus aculeatus ATCC 16872, 2812 nucleotides. RefSeq lists its product as uncharacterized. The transcript has 4 exons. NCBI's taxonomy places the organism in Eukaryota, Fungi, Ascomycota, Eurotiomycetes, Eurotiales, Aspergillaceae. The record is from RefSeq and is a predicted model, not a curated record. The coding region runs from base 157 to 2544 and encodes 795 amino acids.